CAAAGCCACACUUGGCACAUCUCAUGUCAGGAAGGUGUAUCUAGCUCCAUGCUGCCCUGGGCUGCUCAGACUCUCAGCUGCCCCAUGAUAACGAGUCCCUGGAUGUGCAAGAAAUCCCACCAGGGCCAUUGCUCUUCACUGCCCCUCUGCUCCUCAGUGACGCACAGCACUAAGCACCCAGUGGCAGCUGCUGACCUCGGCAGUGGCUUAUUGCAUCAGAGCUUAAGGUAGCACAUUUGUGCACUGGAAGAUAAACCUUUAAUCCUUCUUGUAGGCCAAGGUGGGGUGCAAACAGCUGCACUUGCAGUACCCCGGUGGCACUCUCUGGCCUUGGCAACAAGUGUGAAAAGUUAAUUGAGAGGACAAGUGGGGGGUGUUUUCACGGAACAUAAAGGAAGACCUUUGGGUCUGCCCAGAGUGAUCGUGGCCUGCCUUGGCUGCAGCCAGCCAGGUCUUCUGUUGUCCAUGGGGCCAGCACUUCAGUUCCUUCAGACCUUCCCCACUUGGAGUGAAGGUUUCCAACUUGGUUUCUUCCUUAAAGAGAGCACAGUGCUUGGUGCUUUGUUCCUUUAAACCUUCUGCAUGUGCUAACCUAACCCACAGGGAACACGGUAAAACUAAGCCAGGACUGAAGGAGAUCUGUUGAGGCCAAGAGGACAUGAGCUUCUGCCCACCUCGUACCCGUGAGCUCCAGCAGCUCAGGCACAUCCUCCUGUGCUGGAUGCAGCACUCACAGCCUCCAGUCAGCUUUGUUGUGUUCCUGCUGUAUGUGUCCCACUGCCUCUGAAACACAAAGAGAAGACAAUGUGGGACUCAAUCACUGGUUGGCACAAAGAACGUCUCAAGCACGGUCAAGUGCAUUGAGUGGGGAGGCAGAGAGACGUGGAGGACAGGGGAUGCCCUGAUGAGUGCUUCCCCUGUGGGAUUUGGUGAUCCUGGAAGGUUCUGGAAAGACAAAAGAUUUUUGUCAAGGGGCGAAUGAAGUUGAGUGUGGCUGCGGCCCAAAACCUCCCUUCAGUGCCCUUGUCCAGCAGCUGUCUCAGCACCGGUGCAGAACGAUGCCUAUCCAGGACAGAUGGACUAGGUUACCUAUUUGUUGUUACCAAUGUAAGUGGCAAGACCCAAACCACGUGCAAAGCCAGUCUCAGAAGGUUGGUACCACUGGAAAUCUGCCAGUGGGGUCAGUGCUUCACUCUGGUGUUCCAACCUCCCCAGCCAAAUCCUGCAGCAGAAAAAGACGUGGCUGCGAGCACAUGGAAGCAGGGUUGGUGAUGCUCAUGCUGCCUGAGAGCUGCCUUCUGCAGCCUCCCGCAGGGAAUGGCAGUUCUGGUGGGGAUGGUUUUCCAUGGGGACUCUGGAGAGUCACUGACCCACUUCUCUUGUAAGAAGGGGCCUGGGACACCCCUCUGUCACUGAUGGAGCCCACCACAGCGCCCUGCCCUGCCCAGCCACCAUCUGCAACCCCCAAACCCACAGUUGUGGGGUUUUGAACCUCAAACUUCCCUCCUGUUAGUGGGGGAUGGAAGGGAGCUUCUACUUGUUGGAGAGACCUGAAAGCUCAGCCCAGGAGCCAAGAUAAGGAUUCCCAUCUGCCUUGUCAUCCCCUGGCAACCUGAUGGUGAUGCAUCCCAACCCCAGCACCUCCCUGUGGGGAAACUGAGGCACUUAAUAUGGAUGGGCAGUGCGCACGAAUGCCAGUGGAGGGUGGGCUGAAGGCCUUGGGGGUGAGGGUGGCACAUGUCCUCCUGGGCAAUGGCAGCAUUGAGCUGUGGAUGUCCAGCUCUGGAUCAUGGGGUGCAAGGACUCCCAUGGGGGCCAGGCCCACCCCAAACCCUUGCUCCCAGGGGAGCACAGCUGUGCUGAGAAGCGAGGCUCCGUGAGUGGAGCUGCUGCCCGGUUUGGGCCCCCCCAAACGAAAGCUGUGGUGCAGAGCUGCCCCUGUAUAUGCCCAUGAACCAUGGUCCCCAACAAUGGCAGUGUAGGCCGGAGACAGGUGUCCCCUUAAUACCCUCCCAGAAAAGCCAAUUACCCCGCAUGAUUAUGAUUAAUAAUUCUGUAAGCCCCGAUCGCGCUGACUCCGGCGCCCGCAGCUUACCCCAGGGGGCACUUUAUAAGAGGUGCCCGUGGGGGUGAGCGCCGCCGCUUCUCCUUGGGGUGACUGCGAAGGCUGAGAGGUGGCGGGAGCCCCACUCGAGAGGUGAACCCCCCGCACAGCACCGAACCCCUGAGGAAGAGCACGAGGCACCCCCCGAGCCGCAGCCAUGAACGGGACCGAAGGCCAAGACUUCUACGUGCCUAUGUCCAACAAGACUGGGGUAGUGCGGAGCCCCUUCGAAUACCCCCAGUACUACCUGGCUGAGCCCUGGAAGUUCUCGGCACUGGCUGCCUACAUGUUCAUGCUGAUCCUGCUUGGCUUCCCUAUCAACUUCCUCACGCUGUACGUCACCAUACAGCACAAGAAGCUCCGGACACCUCUAAACUACAUCCUCCUGAACCUGGCAGUCGCCGACCUCUUCAUGGUCUUUGGUGGCUUCACGACCACCAUGUACACUUCGAUGAAUGGGUACUUUGUCUUUGGAGUAACGGGGUGCUACAUCGAAGGCUUCUUUGCCACGCUGGGUGGUGAAAUCGCUCUCUGGUCGCUGGUUGUCCUGGCCAUCGAAAGAUACGUGGUGGUCUGCAAGCCCAUGAGCAACUUCCGCUUCGGGGAGAACCACGCCAUCAUGGGCGUUGCCUUCUCCUGGAUCAUGGCACUGGCGUGCGCCGCUCCCCCGCUCUUCGGCUGGUCCAGGUACAUCCCCGAGGGCAUGCAGUGCUCGUGUGGGAUUGACUAUUACACCCUGAAGCCAGAGAUCAACAACGAAUCUUUCGUCAUCUACAUGUUUGUGGUUCACUUCAUGAUCCCGCUGAUGAUCAUUUUCUUCUGCUAUGGGAACCUGGUUUGCACUGUCAAGGAGGCUGCUGCCCAGCAGCAGGAGUCUGCCACCACCCAGAAGGCAGAGAAGGAAGUGACCCGCAUGGUCAUCAUCAUGGUCAUCGCCUUCCUGAUAUGCUGGGUCCCCUACGCCAGUGUCGCUUUCUACAUCUUCACCAACCAGGGGUCAGACUUUGGGCCCAUCUUCAUGACCAUCCCGGCUUUCUUUGCCAAGAGCUCCUCCAUCUACAACCCUGUGAUUUACAUUGUCAUGAACAAACAGUUCCGUAACUGCAUGAUCACAACCCUGUGCUGCGGCAAGAACCCGCUGGGCGACGAGGACACGUCUGCGGGCAAGACAGACACCUCCUCCGUCUCCACCAGCCAGGUCUCCCCCGCGUAGGCUCCGCGGCGCUGCCGGUCCUCGGGGUGCGCGUCGCCGCCUCGGGAGCACGAACCUGCCCCCGCCACCGCCCGUCCCCGCUGCACCGCUGCGGGCCCUGCGGGUGGGCUCCUCUCUCCUGCACUAGGAACCCUGGGCACAAGGCUGUAAAUGUGUACACACGUUUUGUAAUUAAAAUGCAAAGGCUUUAGCUCCGCUGCCGUAAAUCCGCCUUUCUGUUCACUCGCUGAGCGCUCGCGCCCUGCUCCGGGGGCAGACCCCGGCUCCGACGCCUGCGGUGCACGGCCCGAGCUGCCCUCGCCUCCCCGGUCCCACCGUGACGGCCCGGCCGGUGCUGCCCAGCCGCUCGGCCCCGCUGCCCGCGGCAGGUUCGGCUGCUGCGAGGUGCCCCCAGCCCUGCCCGGUGCUCCCCGCUCCAGCCCUGCCCCACCUCCAGCACGGCAGGAGCCCUGCGAGGCUCCGUCACCCCGCAGCCGGGACAGGGCACGGUGCGGUGCAAUCGGGCCCCUCCAUGCCGCAGAGGUGAUGGCUGAGGAUCCUGCCCAGCAAGCGGGCAGCACGGAGGGGUCCUGCCGGCACAGUACAGCCGGGC
Molecule: messenger RNA, 3909 nt
Organism: Pezoporus occidentalis (night parrot)
Lineage: Eukaryota; Metazoa; Chordata; Aves; Psittaciformes; Psittacidae
Gene: RHO
Product: rhodopsin
Exons: 5
Coding region: 2262-3317 (351 amino acids)
Biological process (GO): G protein-coupled receptor signaling pathway; phototransduction; visual perception
Cellular component (GO): plasma membrane; photoreceptor outer segment
Molecular function (GO): G protein-coupled photoreceptor activity
Source: RefSeq, a predicted model, not a curated record